Amblyraja radiata (thorny skate) is the source of this 2460-nucleotide messenger RNA. RefSeq names its product coronin, actin binding protein, 1Cb (gene coro1cb). Gene Ontology annotation, molecular function: actin filament binding. Gene Ontology annotation, biological process: neural crest cell migration; actin filament organization. The record is from RefSeq and is a predicted model, not a curated record. The transcript has 11 exons. Lineage: Eukaryota; Metazoa; Chordata; Chondrichthyes; Rajiformes; Rajidae. The coding region runs from base 16 to 1704 and encodes 562 amino acids.
GUCGACCUCACUGACAUGAAGAUUAGACAGGGAACAGAACAUGUCCGCCAGCCACCUGAUGCAGGUUCACACACUGGGAUCAAAACAACUGCUAACGCUGCAGCAUCAAACCGGCUUCCAGGACCCCUUGUGGUAAAAGACCAAGAAGUACCAGCAAAGAUGUUGACCAACAAGGCAGAUCAGAUGACUGAGCCAAAGCCUGAUUCUGAAGAGCUUGUUAAUGUUUCUGAUAUUAAAAAAGCAUUUGAGAAAAAGGACCAGAAAAAGAAGGCGCCAGAAGCAAAGAAGAAAUCAGAGAUGUUUCAGCGGAGGGUUGUACGAGCGAGCAAAUUUCGGCACGUCUUUGGACAGGCUGUGAAAAAUGACCAAUGCUACGAUGAUAUCAGAGUUUCCAAAGUUACCUGGGACAGUUCGCUCUGUGCUGUAAAUCCCAAGUUUGUGGCGAUAAUUAUAGACGCGAGUGGAGGAGGAGCAUUCAUUGUACUUCCUUUACAGAAGAUGGGCCGGAUUGAUAAGGCAUAUCCAACGGUUUGUGGGCACACGGGACCAGUGCUGGACAUUGAGUGGUGCCCGCACAAUGACCAUGUCAUCGCCAGUGGGUCAGAGGAUUGUGCCGUUAUGAUAUGGCAGAUCCCGGAAAAUGGACUGACAGUUCCCAUCACUGAUCCAGUUGUCACCUUGGAGGGACACUCCAAGAAAGUUGGGAUUGUAUCCUGGCAUCCGACAGCGCGCAAUGUUCUCCUCAGUGCAGGGGCGGAUAACACCAUCUUCAUCUGGAAUGUGGGAACAGCUGAAGCCAUGAUAACACUCGAGAUGCACCCCGACCUGAUCUACAGCGCAUCCUGGAAUCGUAAUGGCAGCCUAAUCUGCACUACCUGCAAGGACAAGAAUCUAAGGAUGAUUGACCCACGGAAAGAGGAAGUUAUUACUGAGAUCAAAGCUCAUGAAGGGUCCCGGCCCGUGAGGGCAGUGUUCUUGGCGAACGAUAACAUCUUGACCACUGGCUUCAGUCGUAUGAGUGAGCGGCAGCUCGCACUGUGGAACACAGAAAAUGGCACUUGCAUUGCGCAGCAUGAACUGGACUCCAGCAAUGGGGUGCUUCUACCGUUCUAUGAUGCAGAUACAAACGUUGUUUACGUGAGCGGAAAGGGUGACUGCACCAUUCGCUACUUUGAGAUCACUGAUGAAGCGCCGUUUGUCCACUAUCUGAAUGCAUUCGGCAGCAAGGAGCCACAGCGGGGGAUGGGAUACAUGCCAAAAAGGGGCGUUGAUGUUACCAAAUGUGAGAUUGCCAGGUUUUUCAAGCUUCACGAAAGAAAAUGUGAGCCAAUCAUCAUGACUGUGCCAAGAAAGUCUGACCUUUACCAGGAUGACUUGUAUCCGGAUACAGCUGGACCAGAACCGGCAAUGGAAGCAGAGGAAUGGUUUGAAGGGAAAAAUAAAGACCCCAUUCUCAUCUCCAUGAAGGAUGGCUAUGUCCCUGUCAAAAACCGAGAGUUUAAACCUCAAAGAACCUGCUUAGACAAACGACAAAAGAAAAAUGAAAGUGGCGAUACCCCACUGAAAGGAACUUCUCUGAAUGCAAAUUCCGAAUCCAAGUUGGACGAGCUGGUAGAGGAGAUUAAAACUCUGAAGGCCACCGUUGCCAGCCAAGACGAGCGCAUUGCCAACCUUGAGGAUCAGAUGGCCAAAAUCGCUAUCUGAAGCCUGUAUUAUGCUUAAUUAUGGGGGUACAACUGUCUGGUGUGGAUUAUCAGAUUCUCCAAAAACCAAACUCUAACCCCCGUUACCCUGCCAUUGAUUGAAGCACCUUCAGCUUUCCAAUAUCCAAUCGCCCUUUCUUUCCUCCUCUCUCACUGGACUAACUUUGUUGCAAUUUGGAAACAGUACAUUUUUUUAAAAUAGAAUUUAUUUUCUGGAUUUUUAAUGCCAAGAGGAAACUAUUCUUUUUUUUUUUUUCUCUACACUUUCUCCACCAAAAAAAAAAAGUAUUAAUUUUUUUUAUUCCUUACUUGAGUCCUAUGCAUAUUAUCAAAGGUGUGCUCUGCUCUAAUUCUAGAGUGAUUUCCAGGUUAAAUGGGCUUGUCUGUCACUUGUCUGUCAGGUACAUGUUUUUAAGUGACUACACACACAUUCCAUGUACAAGUGUACUGCACCAUUGAAGAACACUUAAUGGGUUCAGCUCUUAUAGAGCAAAUAAAAUGGUGAUCUGUCAUUAAAUAUACUUCCAGCUGCAAAGAUAAAACAUUGAUUAUAAAAUACUCUGGUGUUUUGUGCUUUUUAUUCCAACUUUUUGUUUUAAAACAUUGGUGCAAAAAGGCUCCAUUAGGAAACACUCUUCAAUAAAUGAACAAGUCAUCAGCAGAGGCUGAGAAGAAUUGUAUAUGAACCUAAUAUUGUCUCUGUGUUUUGCAUUUUCCAGCAUGGCAAGCUGGAGAUUAAAAUACUUUGCUUUUUUCC